CUUUCAUCUGUGAAAGCCUUUCACACACUCCACUUCAAGUUCGCUCACAGUCUGUCUCUCCAAGAAGAUAGAGAGAAAAAAGGGCCAUGGAUAAUAUUGAUGAGUUGAGUUCUUCAGCCACACCAAACCAGCUGGACCUGCUCAUGACAAUGCACAUGGAGAAGCCGCCCGAGUUUUAUGACGGCAUGUGCAGAGAGUUCGCCAACCUGACCCCUGCCGAGCUCGGCGGUGCGAGUUGUGCAGCCGACACUGCCGAUAUGGAUAGAGUCAUGAGAAGCUUCUUGGACAACAGCGUUAACGUUAGCCCGCAUUUUGUCACUCCCUACUCAUUCCAAAACCUACCCCCGCCGACGUCCUUGUCCACCCAGUACCCGCUCCACGAACUGCCCCGGAUUUUGCCCGAUGGCUCGCAGUCGCCAUCGAUGGCGGCUAUGAGGGAGAUGAUCUUCAGGAUUGCAGCGAUGCAGCCGGUGCACAUAGACCCUGAGGCGGUGAAGCCGCCGAGGAGGAGGAACGUGAGGAUAUCGAAGGACCCGCAGAGCGUGGCGGCGCGGCACCGGCGGGAGCGGAUAAGCGAGCGGAUUCGGAUCCUGCAGCGGCUCGUGCCGGGCGGGACCAAGAUGGACACAGCGUCGAUGCUGGACGAGGCCAUCCACUACAUGAAGUUCCUGAAGGACCAGGUGCAGUCGCUCGAGCGAGCCUCCAUCGACGGCAACGGCAGGGCUCAUAAUGGGGCGAAAUUCCCGGCGGCUGGGUCAGGUGGCAGUCACGGUGCUCCGGCGUACCAGCAUUCGCAUCGGGAUGCAAAUUCGGGAUAUGGAGAUGAUGUUUAGAAUGGCACGAUAGAAUUGAUGAGUUCGCCGAA
Messenger RNA from Rhodamnia argentea, 865 nucleotides. Its product is annotated as transcription factor HEC2-like. Lineage: Eukaryota; Viridiplantae; Streptophyta; Magnoliopsida; Myrtales; Myrtaceae. The record is from RefSeq and is a predicted model, not a curated record. Bases 87 to 833 code for a protein of 248 amino acids. The transcript has a single exon. Gene Ontology annotation, biological process: regulation of DNA-templated transcription. Gene Ontology annotation, molecular function: DNA-binding transcription factor activity; protein dimerization activity.